Daucus carota subsp. sativus is the source of this 2365-nucleotide messenger RNA. Its product is annotated as proton pump-interactor 1. The transcript is spliced from 8 exons. Bases 217 to 2091 code for a protein of 624 amino acids. The record is from RefSeq and is a predicted model, not a curated record. Lineage: Eukaryota; Viridiplantae; Streptophyta; Magnoliopsida; Apiales; Apiaceae.
AUAACAACGAGUACUAGUACUAUUGCUGCGGCUUAUUAAAAUAAUAAUUUUAUUUAAAGAAAAUCAAAAAGCUUGUUCUCGUAAAUAUAUUAGCUCUGACCCGAUUUUGUUUUUUGGAUCUUGGUUUUAGACGCCUCAGUCAAAAGGGUCUUCUCUCAAAAUCUGUGUUCGAGCUUCUGAUAUUGGGAUCUUCCAAGGUUAUUAAAAAGAAGCUUUAUGGAUUCUACAGAAACCGAGUUGGCCCAUGUUUCUGUGGAGGCAACAACAGAAGGAAACAUCUCGUUGCACAAGGAAAAUGGGAUAUUGAACCCGGACUCAGGUAUAACAUUUGGUUCGCAUGGAACGGAGGAGACUGGUAAAAAGGCUGUGAACAAUUUGCCAGAAAAUGGCAUCCCUAAGAAUGCAGUUGAUGAAUGGCCUGAACCUAAGCAGAUCCACACCUUUCAUUUGGUCAAAUAUCGGUUGUAUGAUGACCAAAAAACAAAAUUCCUUCUUGAUCAGGCUGAUAAAGAGCUUAAAAAGAUCAAUCAAGCUCGUUAUCUGAUCACCGAAAAACUUAGAGCAAAAAGAGCUGAUCGAGCCCAAGUGAUUUCUCAGUUAAGGGCUCUUGUUGAUGAAAGUAAGCAGUUCAGGCAAAUCAUAGAUGAGAAGAGAAAGGAGAUAGAACCUUUGCAUCAGGCUUUAGGCAAAUUGCGCAGUUCGAACACCGGAGAUAGAGAGAGGAGCUUUAUAUGCUCUUCUGAGGAAGAGCUAAACAAUGUUAUCAAGAGUCUACAAUACCGCAUUCAACAUGAGAGCAUUCCUUUGUCUGAAGAGAAGCAACUAAUUAGAGAAAUCAAACAGCUAGAAGGGACACGGGACAAAGUUAUUGCCCAUGCUGCUGUUAGGGCUAAGAUACAGGAUUCACUUGGGGAAAAGGAAUCCAUUCAAGACCAGGUUAAGCUAAUAGGUUCUGGUCUGGACGGAGUUCGAAAAGAGAAGAAAGUAGUUCAGGACAAGCUUGAUCAGCUGGAUAAAGAAAAGGAGGCCAUAAAUAAGGUGAUCAAGGAUUUGGAUGCUGAGAUGGACCUUAAUACAGAGAACAGGGAGAAGGCUUAUGAAAAGAUUCGGGAACUGAGAAAACAACUUGAUGAAGGGAAUGCUCCUUACUACCAAAAUCGUACAACCUUAAACAAGGCCAGAGAGCUUGCUGCAAGGAAAGACGUCGAAGGUCUUCAAAAUCUUGCUGCUACAGAGGUUGAGACUUUUAUGUCCCUAUGGAGUACUACCAAGGCAUUUAGGGAUGAUUAUGAGAGAAGAAUUUUGCCAAGUCUAGACAUGCGUCAAAUGAGUAGGGACGGACGAAUGAGGAACCCUGAUGAGAAGCCAUUAGUGGUAAGGGAGAAUUUCCCUAUAGCUGAAACUGAAAGAGUGGUAAAACCACAACAGAAACCGCUGAAGGAAGAUUCCAAUACUUCAAUCAACCAGAAAGAGAAAAGUGCGAAACAACAAAAAGAAACAAGUAAAGUGCCAGAUUCUGAAAUUACCGUAGCAGCAACUGUUGUGAAAGAUGAGUUUGAAAAGAUAGAAAAAGAUCCUCUUCCAGUGAUAAAUAAAGUUGAAAAGGAUCCUCUUCCGGUGAAAAAUAAAGUUGACGAGGCUAAGCUGAAGGAGUUAAAGAGAGAGGAAGAGAUUGCUAAGGCUAAGCAAGCCCAGGAGAGAAAGAAGAAAUUGGCAGAGAAAGCGGCAGCGAAAGCAGCUAUAAAAGCUCAAAAGGAAGCUGAAAAGAAACAAAAGGAUCGCGAGAAAAAGGAGAAGAAGAAAGCUGGAGCUUCUGCAUCUGUGGAAACUGAGGAGCCAACUGAAGCACCAGAAGAUGUGGUCGGUGAAACAGAAACUGCUGAUGAGGUCAAAGCUGUGCCAAAGUCCAAGGAAAGAAAAGAGAAAAUGGCAGUGAGACAGAGGGGUGGAGGGCGAGCAAAAGGUCCCGAUUCUCUUCCUAAGAUCAUACUCAAGAGGAAGAAAGCAACAAACUAUUGGGUUUGGGCUGCAGCUCUUGCCGCUAUUCUAGUUGUGCUGCUUUCGGUAAUGGGAUACUAUUAUCUGAUGUGAAGACCCAUAUCUGAUGUGAAGACCCAUAGUCGGAAGUCCCCACAGAUAUAAAAUCAACAAUGAACCAAAUUUUAUUUUGGUGACAGAAGACAGUGAGGUUAAUAAUAUAAAAAUGUACUUUGGAUCUAGUUAUAUUUUGGAAGACAGGUGAACAUCAAACUCUUAGUAUUUGCUUUUGCUAUAGAUCGGAUAGUUGGAAACAGCUGAGGAAGCAAAAAUACAUGUUUUGUAGUUCAAAGUUUUGAUGUGUGAAAAAUUUCUUGUUUUCUUAUCA